Messenger RNA from Durusdinium trenchii, 1043 nucleotides. The record is from the annotation of a GenBank genome assembly. NCBI's taxonomy places the organism in Eukaryota, Dinophyceae, Suessiales, Symbiodiniaceae.
CAGCAAUGAGCAUCUGCAAGCUGUAUUGAAAAAGCUUCUGUUUCGACAAGUCCGGACAAGUCGACAUGCAGAUGGCAUGGCAUCCAUGAAGGUCUCGGUGGAGCAGAUCAAUGGGGAAGCCAUGGUGGUCGAAGUGAUGCCAGAGAUGAAGAUCAGCGACUUCAAAGCGCUGCUAAAAGCACAGCGGGUUUGCGGAGAUGAAGUCAUGCGCAAGAUUGCCAAAGCGGAGGUUUUGGUCUUGACCGUCGUGAAAAUUCCCGACUCAGCCGCAAGUAUCGGAAUCAAAGCCUUCGAAAACUGCCGGUCGCUGACCCUUUUGACCAUCCCCAACUCGGUGACCUCCAUUGGGGACUCUGCCUUUGCAUUUUGCGGAGAAUUGACACGUUUGACCCUUCCAGACUUCGUGACCUCCAUCGGAGCCCGUGCCUUUGCGUUUUGUGUGUCCUUGACCAGCGUGAAGAUUCCCAGCACUGUGACGUCCAUUAAGGCUGGCACAUUUGUCGGCUGCAGCGAGAUUACGAACUUGACCAUUCCCAACUCGGUCACUUACAUUGGAGCCAAUGCAUUUGCAGGUUGUCGUUCAUUGACAAGCUUGACGGUUCCCGAGUCUGUGACUUUCAUUGGAGACUAUGCAUUUGCAAGCUGCAGCCGCUUGACAAGCUUGACAAUUUGCAAGUCUCAAACUUCAAUUGGAGACUACGCAUUCUCAGGCUGCAGUUCUUUGACAAGCUUGACAAUUCCUGAGUCUGUCACAUCCAUUGGAGUUUGCGCGUUUGCAGAAUGCCGUUCCCUAAGAAGCUUGACCAUUUCCAGCUCUGCAAAUUCCAUCGGAUUCGAUGCGUUCAAAAACUGUGCCUUGUUGACCAACUUCACUGGCUCACCCGAUUCUGUGAGACUUUUGCAGCAAACAAUCGACAGCAAUAAGGCAGAGGCUUCGAAGGGGGUCUCUGUUUGACGUCCGGCUCGUGCGUUGGCCGAACAACGUCGUGCGCCCAGUGUGUGCCAACGAGUGCCUGUACAAAGAGCUUUAAGCGAGUUGCGGC